UGUUGUCUUUAGGUUAUGCCAGAAUCUUUAGAAUUACCAGCGGAAUAUGCGCGUUACCACCGACUACUUACAAUUGGGAAUUUUACUGCUAGCUUAUCGUCCCAGCAUCAAAAGGCUCUAGGCAGAUUCCAGAAGAGACUACCCAGAGUGCCGCUGGACCGGAGACCAAAAAGGAGCUGGAGAGAGUGGAGGCGGAACUGGAGCAAGAUAGGCAACCCCCCCCCAAGGGAAGCCCCACCCUACUGCGGAAGUGCAGUGAGUGCCCUUUCACAACGGGGCAACACUCGGGUGGGGGCGGGAUGCUCAGGGGGGAAACCGGUGAAUGCCAUCUGUGAUGAACUCUCAUGAAGCUGCACACGGGAGCUGACGUCCACAGUCGGCAGGAGACACCACUGCAGACCAAGGACAGUAGAGGAGCAGGGUCUUCUUCAAACACUGGAGACUUACCCUCCCCCUGACCGAAAUAACAUCCCACAUCAGUCACCAGCAAUGUCCAGUCGCAGGAAAUCCUUCACCCCCUGCAUGAUCCGGGUUAGUGACAUAAUAGAGCAGGAUGACUCUGACGAAAUGGAAGUGUCCACUGCCAAUGUGACUAAAAAUGGGUCUUCAGAGUCUGUGGAAAAUCAAGACCAUACAUUACAAGGCACUAUAGAAGAUCUAGGAAGUGCGAUUGAAGCAAAAGUUGUGGCGGAAGCUGAUCCUAUGCCCCAGCUGAGGCAGCAUGGAGGUUAUGAGUGCAAAUACUGUCCUUUCUCCACUCAGAACCUCAACGACUUCAAAGAGCACGUAGACUCCAGUCACCCCAAUGUCAUACUCAACCCCCUCUACCUGUGUGCCGUGUGCAACUUCAGCACCAAAAAGUUUGACUCUCUUACAGACCACAAUGAGACCCAACACCCUGGAGAGACCAACUUCAAGUUCAAGAGGGUAAAAGUAAAUAACCAGACUAUCUUGGAGCAGACAAUCGAAGGCAAGACCAAUUCAGUUCUCUGCAAUACUGUAGACGGACAAGGUGGUAACGGCUUUGUCACUUUUCCACCGAGCAAACCAAUUACGGUGAAUAUCGGAAAGCCAAACAUGGACAACAUACCCUCUACAUACCCUCUACAACAUACAACAUACCCUCUAAAAUCCCUCUACCAAGGGAAUGAUUUGGAGAAGAGGUUGGAAAACUUUAUCCCAAAAGAUCAAAUCACAGCUGUGAACAUAAACGGCACAAUGAUCAUCCCUGAACCAACAAUCAUUCAAGGGCUCUCGUAUGUAAUGCCAUUGCUUCAAAGACCACCCAAUUUGUGUUCUGUACCAACAAUUGCUGUUCCUCUGAACUCCACCAAAUAUAAUCCUUCACUGGACAAUAACACAACCCUAAUGACAUCUUUUAACAAAUUCCCUUACCCAACCCAUGCUGAGCUGUCCUGGCUAACUGCUGCGUCCAAACACCCAGAGGAGCAAAUAAAGGUGUGGUUCACUACCCAACGGCUAAAGCAAGGCAUCACCUGGUCACCAGAGGAAGUCGAGGAAGCCAGGAAGAAAAUGUUUAAUGGCUCCAUCCCACCCAUACAUCAGACCUUCACCGUUCUGCCUACCCCAAUCUCUCAGCCUGCCAAAGCCACCCAGUCCCUUAUUCAGACUAGCUUUGGGCAGUCUAAUCUAGUACUGACAAGUAUUGCUAAUGGCUCAACCAUGACCUGUGCUCCUGUUGCAGUGACUGUAGCCAGUUAUGUGCAACCUCUCAAGCGACCCCUGACAACUUCCUCAUUCGCCCCAGAAUUAAAGCGCCCCAUGGCGGCCCCUGCAGAAGACCCAAAGGAGAAGAUACUAAUGGCCCCUCCUCCAGUUCCACAAAAAGAGAGACUUCCCAUGGCCCCACCCCGAGUGCCCCCAGAAUUAAAGCGAUCUCUAGCACUUCCUAUUAUCGCCUCGGAGAUGAAAAGGUCCUCGGCAGCACCUCUCAUGGCUUCUAAAGGAAAACUGCRCUUGGCCACUCCACUUGUGAACCCCAAAAACCAGCUGCCAAUGGCACCUUCUCCAAUCUUCCCUAAAAUGAAGAGYCCUAUUGUCACCCCUCAAUUCAAAAGUUACAUGCUGCCUCCUCCUUCAUUCGUUUCCAAAGACAAACUUCCAAUCACCCACUCUCUAUUGGCUUCAGACUUAAAGUUACCAAUCUCACCCCCUCUCAUUGCCCCUCAAGUGAGGAGGCCAACAAUAAUUCAGUCAGUGUGGACUCCCCUCAAGGGCCCAUUCCAACUCCCUAGCUUUUCCCAAGACGGCAAGAAAACAAAAACGCAAAUAACAGAGAUGAAGGCCGGAUAUGUCAGAGGACGUCUCUCUGAGGACAAAGUGCUCACCCCUCUUGGGGAAGCCAAUGGUGUCUCUCGUGGGGAUGCAAAGUGGGUUCAUGACCAAGGGCCUCAUGCACAGAACGGCAUUCUACAGUUGUACAACGAGCUAGCAUCGAAACCAGAACAGCAAAAAUCAGUACAGACUCAAUUUCCACUCUUGGAGAGAAUGAAAGGGAAGACUUCUGAGCAGUUGAAGAUUCUAGAAGAGAACUUCCAGAGAAACAGCUCUCCAACAUACAAUGACGUUGACAAUCUAGUGACUGCAACCCAACUGUCGCGGGAGGAAAUUGACAGCUGGUUUUUAGAGCGGCGGGCGCUGCGUGACAACCUUGAACAAGCUCUUCUAAACUCCAUGGGCUCAAAGAGACUCAACGUUGAUAAACGUCAGCAACAACACGGACCGCUGAAUGGUGUGCGCAAGCAAGGUGGCCAUCCAAGAAGCUCUCCCUUUGCCAUCAUUGCCCCCACCACCACUUGCUCAGUGCCUCUAGACAGCAAAUCCUUGGCUCUUCUCAAGGAUGUUUUUGCACAAACUCGGUGGCCUUCCCCUGAAGAAUACAAUCAGCUUGAGGCCCAGACAGGCCUGGCUCGCACAGAAAUCGUCCGCUGGUUCAAGGACAGUAGGUCAGCACUGAAGAGUGGGACCUUGGAGUGGAUGGAGUUUUUCCAUAAACUGAACAGCAGUGGGCAAAAUGGCGAGGGGGCGCUACUGAGCACAGAGAAUGCUUUCAGCAUAAUCCAGCGCUACCAGGAAGUAAAGGCACCCAAGGUGGAGGAUAUUGGGAGGCUAACGGAGCAUGCCAGUCUUAGCAGCCAGGAGAUCAAGGAAUGGUUUGCCAGCAAAUUGAGACAAAACACAUCUGAUAUCAGCCAGAAUUGUGGCCAAAAUGGAGGCUCUCGAGAGGGGUUCGGGAGCUGGAUGGAGGAAACCAAGGGGAUGGAUGCACGCAUGGGUGCUAAGGAGCUGGUCUCGGACAAAGACAGGAUGAUGGAGGAUGCUUCUGGAAGGGUGACUGGAUAAAGGGUGAGAACAGUUGCCACUGUCAGUUGCACACAGGAGCUGAAAAGGAAAGAGUUUAAUUAUUGAAUAUUGUAUUUUCUGAACAAAUAAUUUCUUGCUUGUUCCAUCCCAGUUUGUGCCCAACAUUUCCUCAAGGUUGAGUUAACUUUGUAGAACGU
Salvelinus sp. IW2-2015 is the source of this 3521-nucleotide messenger RNA. RefSeq names its product zinc fingers and homeoboxes protein 2. Gene Ontology annotation, cellular component: nucleus. The record is from RefSeq and is a predicted model, not a curated record. Gene Ontology annotation, molecular function: DNA-binding transcription factor activity, RNA polymerase II-specific; DNA binding. Lineage: Eukaryota; Metazoa; Chordata; Actinopteri; Salmoniformes; Salmonidae. Gene Ontology annotation, biological process: regulation of transcription by RNA polymerase II.